AUGGCUCUGGCUCUGCUCGAACGCAAGUUCAGUCAGCCGAUGAAAUACUACCUCAAUGCGAAAGCUUUGGUGAAGCCCAGCGAGGAAAGCUCCGGCACGAAGGUCUGUGAUGCUGAUUUCCAUGCGAAUUAUGACCUUUUGAAGAUGUUCAUCGUGAGAGCCAUUACGCCAGAGGGAAUCCCCAGCCUCACCGACUUCAAGGUGGCCUUGGUCCACCUGUCUUGCACGCAUGCUCUCCAUCCCGGGGUGAGGGCCCGUGGAGGAAAGCAGGUCGUCAAGGAUUGGUCCUCGGAGCAGGGUGGAAAGUUCAGGGCCAUCCUGGCCCAGUUGGCGAGGGUUACACGGCGAACCCUGGACGCCAAGUCCAAGAGGACAAAAGUCCUGAAGAAUCUUUUCGCCGCGAAGAUGGGCUGGACCGAUGACAACGGCGAGUUGUUGGAUGUUGUCGAGGAUGCCCCCGCUGCAGCUGCCGCCGCUGCUGUGAUCAUGAUGAUGGAGCCGCAGAUGAUGAAGCCCCGGGUGAUCAUGCUGGAGCCGCAGAAGAUGAAGCCCCACGUGAUGAUGCAGGACUUGGAAAGGGAGCUGCAUCGCCUUAUGUCUCAAAGGGACCUCGAGAUGGAUGAGGCUAUGGAGGACGAUGGGUCCUUCAAGGGCCCCGAGGACGUGCCUCGACCUGACGAGAUCCUGGAUGAAGAGGCUAUGUUUGAGUUGGAGUGUUGGGAUGAGGAUCGGGAACCACUCCUGCCAGACAGAUGCGAUAUCCCUCCGGAGCUGCUGGACAUGUUGGACGACGACAAGACCUGCGACCUCAACGGCACCAGAGACAAGCAAAGGUGUAUCAAAGCCGUGCAGAAGCAGGCAAUGGAGGGCCCAGGACCACGGGCCAAGGCUGCCAUGAACGCCAAGAUGACCGAGCAGACCCCGUCGCCGAAGGUUGGGAAGAGUGCCGAGCCGGUAAGUGACCCCAUGCAAAAAGCUCGCCGUGGCCGCAAGCCGAAGCGAGCUGCAGAGCCAAAGGAGAAGGAGCAGGCAAAGGCGAUGCCCAGUGCCAGUGUAGAGGCAGAGCCCAAGGAGAAGGACCAGACAAAGGCGAUGCCCAGUUCCGGUGUAGAGGCAGAGCCCAAGGAGAACGACCAGACAAAGGCGAUGCCCAGUGCCGUAGAGGCAGAGCCCAAGUCGAAGAAGCGAAAGCCGAAUCCGGGCCCAAAACCCAAAGCUAAGGCUGAGAGCAAGGCGAAGGCCAAAGCAGAGGCGAAGGGGAAGGCAAAGGCAUCCAAAGCACCACUCACGGAGGAGCAGAAAGAGCAGGAGUCGGCUAAGCGACAGCAGACAGCCGACGAGAACACCCAGCUCAUCCGGACUCACGCUGAUGAGCUGCCAGAUCUAUCCUUCACAGUCUGGCCGCCACGCGGGAGGGAGGACAUGCCCGAGAUCAACCCCAUCACUGUGUGGGAGUUGGCGAAGUUCAUCGCCGGAUGGCUCGGUGAUGUUGAUCCGCUCGAUGAAGGCGAUCGUGAUCUGCCAGCCAAGAAGGUGAGGAAGACGACGAGCCUCGGCUGGCUAG
Molecule: messenger RNA, 1564 nt
Organism: Symbiodinium necroappetens
Lineage: Eukaryota; Dinophyceae; Suessiales; Symbiodiniaceae
Source: the annotation of a GenBank genome assembly